Messenger RNA from Andrographis paniculata, 1531 nucleotides. Its product is annotated as UDP-glycosyltransferase 76B1-like. NCBI's taxonomy places the organism in Eukaryota, Viridiplantae, Streptophyta, Magnoliopsida, Lamiales, Acanthaceae. The record is from RefSeq and is a predicted model, not a curated record. The transcript has 2 exons. Bases 20 to 1420 code for a protein of 466 amino acids. Gene Ontology annotation, molecular function: UDP-glycosyltransferase activity.
AUGAAAGAAAAAAUGAUGGAUGGAAGAAACCCAAAUCGAGUUUCAUUGGCGUGGAUGCUCUCGUUGGCUCGAGAAAAUCAUGUCGAGGGUGGUUCUCUUCCCCCAUCCGGGACAGGGACACAUAACUCCGAUGUUCCAGCUGGCGAACAUCCUCCACCACACGAUGGGCUUCGCCAUUUCCAUCGUCUACACUCAGCACAACGGCCCCGACAUCUCCCGCCACCCUCACUUCAACUUCCACCUCAUUUCCGACCCCGUCACUGCUAAUGAUUCCCCGAAUAUUCCUUUCCGCGGCAACCCCAUCAAACGCUUCAACGACCACUGCGCCCGACCCUUCAAGCUCUGCCUCGAUGGCAUAUUGUCGUCUGAUACUGUGCGCUGCAUUGUUACCGACGCCAUGUUGUAUUCGACGCAGGCCGUCGCCGAUGAGCUCAACAUCCCGCGGAUCGUGCUUAGGACCGCCGGUGUUCACUCCUUCGUGCUCUACGCAGCUGUCCCACUCCUUCAUCAAACUGGAUAUCUCACUAACAUGGAAGCAAGAGCAGAAGAAGUGAUCCCGGAGUUCCCGCCGAUCAAACUUAAGGACAUCCCGUUAUUCGGCGACAACGACACAAACGGCAAAGUCGAAACAUUUUCCAACAUAUUCACAGAGACGAAAAAAUGCUCCGCCCUAAUCUUCAAUACCUUCGAAGAACUCGAAUCGCCUGACUUGGCCAAACUUCGUCGCCAAUUGGACAUGCCGGUCUUCGCCAUCGGACCGUUCAACAAGCGCUUCUCCGCUGCGGAAACCAGCAUGCUCAAAGAAGAUAGAAGCUCCAUAGAUUGGCUCGACACACAGGCGCUGGAAUCGGUGCUCUACGUUAGCUUCGGCAGCAUCGCGGCAAUGGAUAAAACCACAUUUCUCGAAGUCGCCUGGGGACUGGCCAACAGCGGUCAGCCGUUUCUGUGGGUAAUCCGCCCGGGAUCGAUCAACGGCGCGGCGUCGGCGGCAUCGGAGAUGCUGCCGGGUGAGUGGGCCGAAGAAGUUAGCGGGCGGAGCUGCGUUGUGGAGUGGGCGCCGCAAGAGAAAGUGCUGGCGCAUUCGGCGGUCGGGGGAUUUUGGACGCACAGUGGAUGGAAUUCGACGAUGGAGAGCAUAUGCGAAGGGGUGCCGAUGAUGUGCGCGCCGUACUUCGCGGAUCAAAUGAUAAAUGCUAGGUGGGUUAGCGAAGUACUGAGGAUCGCGAUCAAUUUGGAGAGAGUGUUCACGAGGAGGGACGUCGAAGAGGGUAUUCGGCGAUUGAUGACGACGGCGGAGGGGGCAGAGAUGCAGCGGAGAGUGGCGGCUUUGAAGGAGACGGCGGCGGCGUGCUUGGGUUCCGGUGGGUCUUCUUAUGAAGCCCUUGAGAGUUUGAGUAUGUUUAUUAUGGAAUUGGGUUGAUAUAUAAUAAGGAAUCAACCAUAAUUAAGAAUUCAAAAUAAUGGACAAUUGACUAUGUUAGUCUUACUUUGUUUAUUUCUAUUAAAAUACAAAAAAAUGUUAUACUCUCUC